Molecule: messenger RNA, 1234 nt
Organism: Culex quinquefasciatus (southern house mosquito)
Lineage: Eukaryota; Metazoa; Arthropoda; Insecta; Diptera; Culicidae
Product: trypsin alpha-3
Exons: 4
Coding region: 333-1220 (295 amino acids)
Biological process (GO): proteolysis
Molecular function (GO): serine-type endopeptidase activity
Source: RefSeq, a predicted model, not a curated record
UAUCGACCCUGAGUGAUGAGUAGUCAGUAAAAUUGUUGCCGAGCUGGUUCCCGACUGGAACUUCCGGCAUCCGGAGAAUAGUGAGCCAUUCCAGAAGGAGUUAAGAAUGGACGUGUCCGAGUUUCCCUUGAAUCGCCUAGUAGUAAUGCCGACCUUGAGUGAUGAGUCGUCACCCCACCCUCACGGUUGUGAUUCCAUAUCUGUCCCGAAGACUGAUAACGCUCUGAACGUGGUGGAACCCGCCAACCACCUCGCAGUCGAGCUAAGAACGUUGACACGUCGCGUUCACAGGACAACUUCAAGCAGCCAGUCAGAAAAAGUUACAACAGAUCAUGAGAGGACACCGAACGGACAAGGUUGCGAGGUUACUGGCGGGAUUGCUCUCGGUAGUAGUAGUUGCAGUUGAAGCCGAGCACGACCAUGAGCCCCGAAUCGUGGGCGGUUUUCCAGCGCUGCAAGCCACUACCAGGCAUCAGGUGUCCAUUCGGCGCCGCUCCAGCGACGAGUCCGUCUUCGGCGCCGGCCACAUCUGCGGCGGGAGUCUCAUCGACAGCCGAACGGUGCUGACGGCGGCGCACUGUCUGGUGGACUCGCUAGACAAGAAGCGACCCGCGGGGUAUUUUCGGGUAGUUGGCGGGGGCGUCAACCGGUAUGAGCGGAGCGCCGGGACCGUGGUUCGGACGGUGAGCCGCGUUGGAGUCCAUGAGCGGUACAACGCGAAGAACUUUGACAACGACGUUGGGCUGUUGAUUCUUAACGAACCGGUUCCGGAGACGCAUCCAGCGCUGAAACCGAUCGCUAUGGCAACGAAAACGCCGACCUCGUUGACUUCUUGUCAAACUAGCGGUUGGGGAUCGACUCAGUACGGCGUACCUCAGGGAACCGCCGAGCUACGAGCCGUCAACGUGACCGUUCAGCCAACAACGCAAUGCAACGGGUCGUACAGCUACCAUGGCUCGCUGCGGCCGGGAAUGCUGUGCGCUGGAGAUUUCCGCGGAGGUCAGGACGCCUGCCAGGGAGAUUCCGGCGGACCGCUGGUUUGCGGCGGAACGCUCGCGGGUGUCGUGUCCCACGGGUACAAGUGUGCCGAGCCCAGGUUUCCCGGGAUCUACGCCGAUGUGGCGUACUACCGGGACUGGAUCGCGAGGAAUGGAGCUGGAAGGCGAGCAUCCGCUGUCAGCGUUUUCAUCUGCUUCUUCGUUAUUUUGAUUAAACUGUGAUAUUUUGACGUUUA